Elgaria multicarinata webbii is the source of this 1565-nucleotide messenger RNA. It is a transcript of the gene PHB2, whose product is annotated as prohibitin 2. The transcript has 10 exons. The coding region runs from base 60 to 929 and encodes 289 amino acids. The record is from RefSeq and is a predicted model, not a curated record. NCBI's taxonomy places the organism in Eukaryota, Metazoa, Chordata, Lepidosauria, Squamata, Anguidae. Gene Ontology annotation, biological process: mitochondrion organization. Gene Ontology annotation, cellular component: membrane; mitochondrion.
UGCUCCGAAGGCCGUCACUUCCGGUGCCCUUCUCUCUCUGGAGCAGCGGCGUGGUGACUAUGGCUCAGAGCCUGAAGGACUUCGCUGGGCGCUUGCCCACUGGCCCACGUGGGAUGGGCACUGCUUUAAAGUUCCUGUUAGGUGCUGGUGCUGCUGCCUAUGGUAUCCGUGAGUCUGUCUUUACCGUGGAGGGUGGGCAGAGAGCAAUAUUCUUCAACCGCAUUGGCGGAGUUCAGCAGGACACCAUUCUUUCUGAAGGACUGCAUUUCAGAAUACCCUGGUUCCAGUAUCCAGUAAUUUAUGAUAUUCGAGCUCGGCCUCGCAAAAUCUCCUCUCCAACAGGCUCCAAAGAUCUGCAGAUGGUGAACAUCUCCUUGCGUGUUCUGUCACGGCCCAAUGCUGCAGAAUUGCCCAGCUUAUACCAACGCCUUGGCCUAGACUAUGAAGAACGGGUCCUGCCUUCCAUUGUCAAUGAAGUGCUCAAAAGUGUGGUGGCGAAGUUCAAUGCCUCGCAACUCAUUACCCAACGAGCGCAGGUAUCUCUGCUUAUCCGUCGGGAGCUCACAGAGCGGGCAAAAGAUUUCAGCCUUAUUCUGGAUGACGUUGCCAUCACAGAGCUGAGCUUUAGUCGGGAGUACACCGCAGCAGUUGAGUCCAAGCAAGUGGCCCAGCAAGAGGCACAGCGCGCUCAGUUCCUGGUGGAGAAGGCUAAGCAGGAACAAAGGCAAAAGAUUGUUCAAGCAGAGGGAGAAGCUUCAGCUGCCAAGAUGAUUGGUGAAGCUCUCAGCAAGAAUCCAGGUUACAUCAAGCUGCGCAAGAUCCGUGCUGCCCAGAACAUCUCCAAGACGAUCGCUGCAUCUCAGAACCGUGUGUAUCUCACAGCAGACAACUUAGUACUGAAUCUACAGGAUGAAGGUUUUACUAGGUGAGCUGCUUUCCUCCUGUUUAAACAGGUGAAGAAAUGAAGUACCGAUUGCCUCCUAGAACCACCCAAAUGACUGGCAGCCUGGGAGUUAUGGAUAGCCUUGGUAGUGCCUGGCACAUCACUUCUGCCCAUAUGUAUUCUCCUUGGCCUUCCUUUCAGUUGUCAUUUCCCACUUGUGUCAUCUUCUCUGCCCACUGCUAAAAAGCCCUUUCUGGCUCAUCUGAUUCCUUUUUUCGAGAACUGUCAACUAUGGGAACCAGCUAUAGAAUCCAGCUUCGCGAUGAAGUGGUGGGUCGAGUCUUUGCCCCCUUGAGCACUGAUCACAUCCUUCUCGGCCUGAAGCCUUGGGCAAGCGGAGAGGUUGCAUUGUGCUGUCUUCAAUUUUGUGUCGAUUCUUCCUGCUGAGUCUGGGUGAGGCAUUAUGCAUUUAAUAGCCUGUCGCUGUCUCGCUCUCUCUGAACCCCAUUGAGCACCUAAUCUCAGGAAUGGAUGGGUCAAGGGGCUUCUGCAAGUGCUGUGAUCUCCAUUUAUGUAACUUCUAUUCGCCUUGUGAUUCACAUCUUUAUAAAAAUAAAAUCAGGUCCAAAACUCUUCCAAAAUCACUGUAAGAGUUGUAGAGUUGACCAAUGGAACUUUGCAA